Molecule: messenger RNA, 554 nt
Organism: Prorocentrum cordatum
Lineage: Eukaryota; Dinophyceae; Prorocentrales; Prorocentraceae
Source: the annotation of a GenBank genome assembly
AGGAGCGCGUCCUGCCUUGGUACCGCGAGCUGCACCGCCCCGACGCACACGGCCGCAGCCGCUACAGCGCGCUGCUGGAGCGUGUGGUGGCCGGGCUGCUCGGUGACGGCUACACCAGCGGCUACCACUGCGAGGUGCUCGACACCCUCCGGGCCAGCCAGGACAUGCUGAAGGAGGAGGCCGUUGCGGCGCAGAGGAACUCGAAGGACGACGGGUCGGCGCUCGUCGAGCCCGCCUCGUCGCGCACCUCCAAGGACGGCUGGGGCGCCGCGGCCGACGCCGCCCUGUCGGCCUCUUACUGGCUCGGGCCCCGGCAGGAGAGCCCGCUGGCCAGGCUGCGGAAGGGGGUGAUCAGCGACAUCGCACUCUGGGCGGAGCUCUACGAGACCGAGUCUCUGGUCAACCACAGGGAGCACUUCACCAGCUUCGCGCAGUGGUGUCACAGCGCCCAGCUGGUGCCGUUCCUGCGCAGGUGCUACCGGCGCUUCGGCGUCGCGGGGCUGCUGCCGCGCGGCCAGAGCAGCGGCGGCCACAGGCAUUGCGUCCUCGAGUGA